CCAAAUAGUUAAAUAGAGGAUAAGCAGAGACUUAAGCAUUUCUGCACUGGAAGGUCAGCUUGUUGGAGACUUCACCAGUUUAGAGUCCUGUGGCUGAGACAUCAGUAACAUGUUCCUUCCAUCUGUCUUCCUGCUGCUCGCAACGCUUUCUUGUAGAGUUUUGAUGUCUUAUUCUUCAGAGUGUAACAUGUUUAUGGCCCUGUCACACUCUAUUUAUUCCUGCCAGGCCCAAGGCUUGUUAACAGUUCCCUCUGCUCCUCCAGACACUCAAGUACUUUUGCUUAAUUUUAACCGUAUCUCAUCCAUUUCAAAUGACUCUUUCCCGACCCUCCCAAAGCUACAAGGCCUGUUGUUGGGUGGACAGAACAUAAAAGGGCCUUUUCACAUAGGGAAAGGUGCUUUCUACAACCUACCUAACCUUACAUCCCUUGACCUUGGAGGCAACCGCAACCUCAGCCUGCACCCAGAGGCCUUCAAGGGUCUUUUUAAGCUUGAAGUCCUAAUUCUAGACUAUAAUGGACUUGAUGAAUCUGUUUUGGAAUCCAGUUUGUUUGGUGAACUGUUCUCUCUGAGGAAGCUUGAUCUUUCUUAUAACAACAUACACAGGCUACAACCCGAUCCCAUUUUUCUAAGGCUGAAGUCAUUUUCUACCAUUAUUUUAAAAUCCAACAAAAUCAGCCAAUUGUGUGAAAAUGAUCUUAAAUACUGGAGAGGGAGAAGGAUGGAGCUCCUUGAUCUCUCAAAUAAUCCACUACAAGUGUCUAAUGCAUCGCGGUGCGCUAAUCCUUUUGUGAACAUAACCUUGGGCACCCUAGAUCUAUCAUCCAUGGCCUGGAAUGCAGACACGUUUGGACAAUAUUUCAGGACGAUUUCGGGUACCCAGGUGAAGCAUAUUAAGAUGAGUCACAGCGCAGUGUUGGGAAGUGGAUUUGGAUUCAGAAAUCUGAAAAACCCAGACGGAAAUACCUUUGCAGGUCUCGGCGCAAGUAAUGUUUAUAUUCUUGAUUUGUCCCAUAGUUUUAUUUCACAACUUAGCCCUGGUGUCUUUUCUGCUUUCACCAAGCUAUUGUCCCUUGAUCUGUCUUCUAGCAAAAUCAGUAACAUUAGCAAAGGAACAUUUGCAGGUCUAACAGAACUGGUGAGCCUAAAUAUUUCUGGAAAUCUCCUUGGAGAAAUUACAAUCAAAAGUUUUGAAAGCCUGUGGGCUUCCCCUCUUAAAACCUUGGAUCUUAGUGUAAAUCAUAUUGGAGCCAUCCAGUUUGGAGCAAUGGAUGGUCUUGUUUCGCUGUCAUCGCUGAACUUAAGGGACAAUGCUCUGAAGCAAAUACCUCAAGUCAAACUCCCAGCUUUAACUUUGGUACUGCUAAAACAAAACCGCAUCGAAGACACGUAUGGGUUAGCCUCUUUCUGCCCAAACUGCACUUUCCUGGAUCUUUCAAGCAACCGACUAACUGACCUGAGGUCCUUGAGGGAUAUUCUGCAGCUGAAAUCUCUGAAAACCCUGCUAUUAAGCAGUAAUAAACUCUCCCGUUGUUCCUCUGCUAGCAAACCCAUAAUCAAGUCUGAAUUGCAUUAUUUGGAUCUGUCUGAUAACGAUUUGGGACAGAUUUGGAACUCUGGACAGUGUUCAGACAUCUUUACGAAUCUGGAAUUACUUGAAAUUCUUAGCCUUUCAAAGAAUUACAUCUACUCCUUUCCCGAAGAUUUAUUCCGUGAUUUAAAGAGCCUUCGAUUUUUAGAUCUGUCAAGAAAUAACCUCAGACUCAUCCCAGAACAGCUCUUCACUGGCCUUAAAGCACUGAAAACCCUAAAUAUAGGGAGCAAUAAUCUUAUUACCCUCUCAUCUUCCAGUUUUAAAUCUCUGGCUUCCUUGCAGACCCUUGAUCUGUCGCCAAUGACACUUGCAUGUGACUGUGGUCUCAUUGACUUUUGGAACUGGAUGAAGUCAACUAAUGUCACAGUGAAUGUCAGCCAAAGUGGAGAUUUAACAUGUUUUAGGUUGUCCUCACCUAGCCAGGAGAUGACAUUGGUGGCCUAUUUUAAUGAAUGUUAGUAAUAUGUAUUUACUGUGUAUAACUCACUAAUAAAAAACAUAUUCAGACUGUA
Rana temporaria (common frog) is the source of this 2106-nucleotide messenger RNA. RefSeq names its product toll-like receptor 5. Gene Ontology annotation, cellular component: extracellular matrix. The coding region runs from base 110 to 2053 and encodes 647 amino acids. The record is from RefSeq and is a predicted model, not a curated record. The transcript has 2 exons. Gene Ontology annotation, molecular function: protein binding. Lineage: Eukaryota; Metazoa; Chordata; Amphibia; Anura; Ranidae.